GAGAACAUUCUAGAARUCUAUGAAAAGCAUUGCAAAUGCGUUGUGAAGACUAUGAAAGCCAUUGCUAUAUAAGACAGUCAUUGACUUAAAGCUUAUAUUUAUUGAAUCAUUGAUUUUAUUAUCAAUUGUGUGAUUCGUUUAACUCAUUUSAAGUCAAUUAAAGRCAUUUAAAUAACUCAUUCAUCAGAAUCUACUUAUAAAUAGACACAAAAUGGCUAAUAAAAUAGCGGCAAUUGGUAUAGAUUUAGGGACGACCUAUUCAUGUGUGGGUGUGUUUCAACACGGAAAGGUAGAAAUCAUUGCCAAUGAUCAGGGAAACAGAACCACACCUUCAUAUGUGGCCUUCACUGACACCGAGAGAUUGAUCGGCGAUGCGGCUAAAAAUCAAGUGGCAAUGAAUCCGUCAAACACUGUGUUUGACGCCAAACGACUAAUUGGUCGCCGAUUUGAUGAUUCGUCAGUUCAGUCAGAUAUGAAGCACUGGCCCUUUGAUGUGAUCCAAGAGGGCGGCAAACCUAAGAUCAGAGUUGAUUACAAAGGCGAAAGUAAAACAUUCUUUCCCGAAGAGAUCUCAUCCAUGGUUUUAGUCAAAAUGAAAGAGAUUGCAGAGGCAUAUUUGGGCGCAACAAUUACUAAUGCUGUCGUCACAGUUCCCGCUUAUUUCAAUGACAGUCAACGUCAGGCCACUAAAGAUGCCGGAACUAUCUCUGGCCUCAAUGUAUUACGUAUUAUCAAUGAGCCGACCGCUGCUGCUAUCGCUUACGGUUUGGAUAAGAAAGGACAGGGAGAACGAAAUGUCCUUAUUUUCGACUUAGGCGGCGGUACUUUCGAUGUCUCAAUACUUACCAUCGAAGACGGCAUUUUUGAAGUCAAAUCGACCGCUGGAGACACUCAUUUGGGUGGCGAAGACUUUGAUAAUCGUAUGGUUAAUCAUUUUGUUCAAGAAUUUAAAAGAAAGCAUAAGAAGGACUUAGCGGUCAAUAAGAGAGCUCUUCGUCGUCUUAGAACUUCAUGCGAACGCGCGAAGAGAACACUUUCGUCAUCAACUCAGGCCUCCAUUGAAAUCGACUCUCUCUUUGAAGGCAUUGACUUCUACUCAACGAUAACAAGAGCCAGAUUUGAAGAGUUGAACGCCGAUCUGUUCCGCGGAACACUUGAUCCGGUAGAGAAAGCUUUACGCGACGCUAAGCUCGACAAGGCUCAGGUCCACGACAUUGUUCUGGUUGGCGGAUCCACUCGUAUUCCUAAAAUUCAAAAAUUACUUCAAGAUUUCUUUAAUGGCAAAGAAUUAAAUAAAAGCAUUAAUCCCGAUGAAGCCGUGGCCUACGGUGCAGCUGUUCAGGCGGCCAUUCUUAACGGUGACAAGAGUGAAGCCGUUCAGGAUCUCUUACUAUUGGAUGUAACGCCUUUGUCAUUGGGUAUUGAAACCGCUGGUGGAGUGAUGACUGCUCUGAUUAAACGUAACACAACGAUCCCCACCCGACAGACUCAAACGUUUACCACUUAUUCAGACAAUCAGCCGGGAGUGUUGAUUCAGGUCUAUGAGGGCGAGCGAGCCAUGACUAAAGACAAUAAUCUUUUGGGCAAAUUUGAGUUGACUGGUAUUCCUCCCGCACCAAGAGGUGUGCCUCAAAUUGAAGUCACAUUUGAUAUCGACGCCAACGGUAUUCUCAAUGUCUCGGCCGCAGACAAGAGCACUGGAAAAGAAAAUAAGAUCACUAUUACCAAUGAUAAGGGAAGACUCUCUAAGGAGGACAUCGAACGUAUGGUCAAAGAGGCCGAAUCAUACAAAGAUGAGGACGACAAACAAAAAGACAGAAUUUCUGCCAAAAAUGCACUCGAAUCGUAUGCUUUCAAUAUUAAGUCAACCAUUGAAGACGAGAAACUCAAAGAUAAGAUCAGUGAAGACGACAAGACUAAGGUAUUGGACAAAGUGAAUGAUAUUAUCAAAUGGCUCGACACUAACCAAUUGGCCGAAAAAGAAGAGUUUGAACACAAACAGAAAGAAUUGGAGGGUAUAUGCAAUCCCAUCAUUACUAAGCUUUACCAGAGCGCUGGUGGAGCUGCCGGUGGAUUUCCUGGAGGUUUCCCCGGAGCACCAGGAGGUGGUGCACCCGGAGCUGGUGCUGGAGCAGGAGCCGCACCGGGAACUGGAUCAGGUAGUGGGCCUACAAUUGAAGAGGUCGACUAAAUUUUACUGUAAAUUAUAUUUACAAAAAAAUAUUAGAAAACUGUUUUAAGUUAU
This is a messenger RNA of Oppia nitens, 2245 nucleotides long. Its product is annotated as heat shock cognate 71 kDa protein. Bases 212 to 2191 code for a protein of 659 amino acids. The transcript has 2 exons. Gene Ontology annotation, cellular component: cytoplasm; cytosol; plasma membrane. The record is from RefSeq and is a predicted model, not a curated record. Gene Ontology annotation, biological process: vesicle-mediated transport; protein refolding; cellular response to unfolded protein. NCBI's taxonomy places the organism in Eukaryota, Metazoa, Arthropoda, Arachnida, Sarcoptiformes, Oppiidae. Gene Ontology annotation, molecular function: ATP hydrolysis activity; heat shock protein binding; ATP-dependent protein folding chaperone.